Phoenix dactylifera (date palm) is the source of this 1997-nucleotide messenger RNA. NCBI's taxonomy places the organism in Eukaryota, Viridiplantae, Streptophyta, Magnoliopsida, Arecales, Arecaceae. The record is from RefSeq and is a predicted model, not a curated record.
UAAAUUUUUGAGGUAGUAAUAGCUACAAAGUGGUUCAAGAAAGUUGUUGAAAUGAAUUAAAAGAAGAUACAAAGGAGAAAGGAAACAGGGAGAAGCCCAACAACAGGAGCAUCACACCACGAGAACCAUUCGCUCUAAUACUGCUGGAGAGCAUAUUCACCUCUCUUGUAUCCUUCCCAGGGACCAUUGUGAGUCCUUUUAACCUUUUGAAUCAGAUCCAUAAUUCCAGAGCCAUAGCUGCAGCAGUUAACAUCAUGAACACAACUUGGAUGGUUCUUGCUGUUGCAGCAAGCAUUCCAUGCCUCGAAAGUUUUCAGAAUCUGAUGUCAGAGGGCAGUUUGGUUUUGUGAUUUUUUUAAGAAAAUCUUUGUUGUUCCUUUCUCUCCACACGUACCUGCAGAAAACAAUCGCCAGCUGAUCUUAUCCAACUGUUCUCUCUCCUUGUUCACACUUUCUUCGCCGUUCAGUCCAGAAAAUAAGAAGAUUACUUAGCCUUUCUGUGAUCCCAAGCCUUCUUAAAAUUCAUCUGUGGAGUUUUAGUAAGUACCAGAAGUGUCUCCAAAAACCAGCUUCAACUGUGCAAUUAAUAAAUAGGUGGUCCACAGUUCCCCUUAAUAUUUUUUAGCUGUUAACAGCCUAUUAAGCUACUUAACUAGCCAAGUGAGUUACAUCAUGAAUAUAUGUUCUGGUUUCUUUGCAUAUUAGCUCUUUUGGUGCAGGCCGGGUUUGGAGAUUAGCAAAAAGUCAAGAUUUAUGAGCUGAAAUAGCUAGUCUUCUGGCCUUUACUGCACUUGCUUUCUUUGAGUAGCUGCUCUCUCUCUCUCUCUGUCUGUGUAUGUGUGUGUGGUUUGUUUUACAAAUAUAUAUAAAUAAAAGCACCAACUUAUUUUGUUUCAGGUGUACAAUCCAUUGGUGUUUGUUAUGGAAUGGUUGGAAACAACCUGCCUCAACCAAGUGAUGUAGUGAAUCUCUACAAAUCUGAGAAUAUCAAGGCAAUGAGACUUUAUGGUCCAAACCAAGCUGCUCUCGAUGCUCUCAAGGGUUCCAACAUCCAACUCAUCUUAGAUUUCCCCAACCCUGAUCUAAAAUCAGUUGCCUCUAACCCUGCAGCAGCCAAUGACUGGGUCCAAAAGAAUGUGAGGGCCUAUUACCCAGAUGUUUCUUUUAAAUACAUUGCAGUUGGCAAUGAAGUGAUCCCUGGAGAUCAUGCUCAGUAUGUGCUCCCUGCCAUGAGAAACAUCUUCUCAGCUUUGUCCUUGGCAGGCCUCCAAAACCAAAUCAAAGUCUCAACUGCAGUUUCCACUGGGGUCCUAGGGGCAUCAUACCCUCCCUCAGCUGGUGAAUUCUCUUCUAAUGCACUAAAUUACUUGAGACCAAUCGUUCAUUUUUUAGCUGGAAAUGGAGCCCCACUACUAGUCAAUGUAUACCCUUAUUUCAGUUAUGUAGGCAACCCCAAUAGCAUCAAGAUUGAGUUUGCCUUGUUUACUUCCCUGGGGACCUUUGUGAUGGAUGGACAACAUAGAUAUCAGAACCUCUUUGAUGCAACAGUGGAUGCAGUUUACUCAGCAUUGGAGAAAGCAGGAGGGUCUAAUGUGGCGAUCGUCGUAUCGGAGAGUGGUUGGCCGUCGGCUGGUGGUACUGCAGCAAGUAUCAACAAUGCACAGAUAUAUAAUCAGAAUUUGAUCAGGCAUGUUGGUCAUGGUACACCAAAGAGACCUGGGAGGGCUAUAGAGACUUUCUUAUUUGCCAUGUUCAAUGAGAACCAGAAGCCGCAAGGGAUAGAAAAAAACUUUGGGCUCUUUUACCCAAACAAGCAGCCAGUCUACCCAAUCAACUUCACUAAAUCCAGAACUAUACACAAAUAAUAACAUCUAGAAUAAACCACUGGAAGCAGGGGUGUUUUGGUUUCCUUGACUAUGUUAUCUGGGAUAAAUGUUCCUCUUGCUUGGAAGGUUUGGUAAAUAAAAAUAUGUCAUGCGGCUUAUUUUCAAAUCAUA